This is a messenger RNA of Penaeus indicus, 8188 nucleotides long. Its product is annotated as protein tweety-like. The transcript is spliced from 13 exons. The coding region runs from base 533 to 2302 and encodes 589 amino acids. Gene Ontology annotation, molecular function: intracellularly calcium-gated chloride channel activity; volume-sensitive chloride channel activity. Gene Ontology annotation, cellular component: plasma membrane. NCBI's taxonomy places the organism in Eukaryota, Metazoa, Arthropoda, Malacostraca, Decapoda, Penaeidae. The record is from RefSeq and is a predicted model, not a curated record.
UCCGUGUCGGUGAGACGUGCGCGUACCCAGCUCCUCGGUACUCGCACUCCGCUGCCCGGAUUUUAGGCGCAUUUAACAGUGUUUGUCACCCGUUCGGGAAUACCCUCUUUACUGACCGACAGCGUGUGUUGUGGUAACUGACGUCGUGGAGUUUCCCGCUCGGUGUAGUAGUUUUAAAGGGCGAACAGCGGUAGCCAGGAAUAUUGACGCGCUGUGAUUGUACAAGUGGUGUCGUUUUAAUACGUGGUGGUGACGUUGGGGGAGUGGUAAAAAGAAGUUUAUAAAUACAGUACGUAUAUACACACAGCUAGUGUUUCGUUGGAAGCGUUGUCGCAAGUUUCGUUAUACUCGCGGGCUUCACUGAUAUGCAACAAUAGCGAAGGAACUUGUUAUGGAACACCUUGACAGCAAGUAAUCCCAGAAUCGUUGUAAAAGUUUCAGGAUGAGAAGUGGGCGCGGGCAGGAGUGAGAGGAGGAGGAGGCAGGCAGGCAGGCGAGGCGAGGCGGCGAAGUCCACAGCAGAGCGUAGGCCAUGGCGAUGGAAGGCUACAGCGUGGCCUCCGAAGCGGUGGUGCAGCGUGUGUUCUGGGUGGACUGGUUCCAUAAAGUGCCGCACAUCAACCUCACGCUUCACUUCGUCAAUUCGACCUUUCAACCCUACUCGCCCGUGUACCAGGAGAGCCUUGGUAUCAUCGGUUCCGUUCCAGCAGGAAUAUUAAUCUUGACGUUGCUGGUCCUCCUGCUGUACCUGCUGACCCGAUGUUGCGACAAUCGGCCUCGCAAGCCGGGCUCCAUCACCUGUCUCAAGGUCACCCUUGUCCUCUUCGCCAUUUUAACCUUGGGAGCAUUGGGAGUGAGCAUAUGGGGAAACGAGGAGGUUCACGAAGGGAUGACGGAGGCCAUACGCUCCUUGGACAAUAUCAACAGCAUGGUGCACUCUCUCAGCAAUCAGACCAAGCUCUUUGACGAGACCAUUCGGAGGAACCUGCAGCCACAACUGAAUCUCUUCAAGGAAACCGUUCAAAGGCAAAAAUCCGAAAACCAGAGCGUGGACAUGUUCAUUCGAGAAUCGCUUCAUUAUAUGCAAGGCAACAUCUCCGAAGUUCUUCUCAUUAAUGUGGAGGACAUCAAUUCUAUGAUGUCAGGAGCCGAGAUGGGCGGCGUGGUGCACAUGCUGGGCGUUGGUGAACUGGCACGUUGGGUGGGCACCCAGGGCGUCACGGGCAUCCUCAUGAUCGUUGUGCUUGUGGUGAUGGUCGGGGUGGCCAAGCACUCCCGCUGCACGCUCAUAACAUUUUCUGUGUUGGGUCUGCUGGCUAUGAUCCUCUGCUGGGGUUUGACGUCACUCUAUUUGGUCUCCACUGUUGCUCUCUCAGAUUGGUGCAUGGAUCCCAAUCCAUUCCUGGAGAGUCAGCUUAGCAAGCUUGUGUCUCGAGAUGUGGCUGCUUACUACCUUCGCUGUGACCCAACACGUAAAUCACCAUUCACUCGCUACCUGACCCAUGCCAAGCAGGCAGCUGAACUUGUGAUGACAUCACUGAACAAGGUUACUACUCUGGCUGAUAGCAAUUACGAUCGUCAAGAGAUUCACCCUCGCUUGGACCACCUAGCUGCAUUUGUGAACCAGUCUCAGCGCAGUCUGGGCGGUGUAUCUGCCCUGCUUGAAUGCCAAUCUAUGCAUCACCAGUAUCGCACAGCCCUCAAUGCCACCUGCUACCAGGCUAUGUCAGGUGUUGUCUAUCUGUUACUGUCAGCUGCUGGAAGUGGGCUCCUGUUCACGAUCCUGGUCUGGUUCACCUCACACACCUGGAUCUACCUCAAUCACAAAGGCUCUACUGGGCCCACUUCUACACGGCCUGGCAGGAAGAACGUGCCAGCUGUCAGAGUUUGGCUCAACACUCCACCGUCUCACCCGGCGGCUAUUGUAGCUGAGCCAGGGACCUCAGAGGAACGUGACCCCUUCCUGCCUGGUCGUGGCUCAAGAGGAGGAACGUUGACUUCCCUUGGGGCUCCUGGAUACUCAAGGCCUCGUCACUCUCACACCCCACCUCAGACUCCACCAUUUCCAGGAACCUUAAAUGGACGUCACUUGUACCACAGCGAUGGGAUGGGGAGUAUAGGAGGAGGAAGUGGGUCGGCCCCUGCAACUGUAAGUACCAUGGGCCGUGGCGACAACCACCACCAUAACCACCACCACCACACACAUAGUCACAGUCAUAGUCAUUCAGUGGGUCCCAACCAAGGCCAGUAUGCUACUCUCUCCAAACAGUGCAAGACCCUCGAAUCAUCUGACUUCUACUAAAGGAUAUUGGCCACUUAACUAACAGCAUGGCUCUCUUCAUGGUAUUGUUGGACUCAGUAUUUUGCUGUAAUUUUAAGAUUGUCUUAGCACAUAAAACCUUAAUCUUCCAUGUGUAAAGAGAAAGAUCUGCUACAGGGAAGCAUGUGGAAAAGUACAAUGUCUUAAAAUGGAUUAUUUUUUUUUAUUUAUUUAUUUUUUUUUUGUGGAAGUGGUUUAGAGUUAUUGAGCAUCUGAUGAAAGAUGAAGUAACACCUUUGCCCUUUGAAGAGGAUAAUGCCAAAUAGAAGUUAAAAAAACACAAAGCCAAAAGAUGUUCACACUCUUGGAUAUUCCUCAGUCAUUGGUCAUUAGGUGUGAUACAUUCAUUGUUAAUACCCAUUGCUUCCAUGACUGCUAUAAGGGCAUGAAUUUGUUAAUGAAUACAUAAAUAUAUUUUCAACUUAUCUGCAUGUGUCCCUGAAAUAUUUCAAUACUGGAUGGUCUUACUUCUCAUCUGUGGUGUUAAUUCUCAGUAUAGGAGAAACCAGGCAUAUUUCUUCCCAAGGUUAUCUUUAUGUUUUGUAAAAGGAAACAUUAUGUUAGCUACAUUAGGGAUUUGUUUUGUUUUGUUGUAUUUAAAAAUUUAAUGCACUUAUAUGCUUAUACAUAUAUAUAUAUUUAUAUAUGCACACAAACAGACAUGGACUCAAACAUGAGCAUGCAGACAAAGACAGGCACACAAACACAUAGAAACAGAUAUAUGCAAACACACUGGCACUCAAUGCAUAAAUCUAUGUACUUAUAUGGAAAUACACAGAUUACAAACCUGCAUAUACACAUACACAUACAAACCUAUGUACUUAUAUGAAAAUGUACAUAUUGGUGAAAUUUUUAUACACUUUUUUUAAUAAAAAAGAUUUUUUGUAAAACUAUAUCAUAAUAUACGAAACACACACUUCUAUUUGAUAUAAAUACGUUUUUAAUAUGUUUACUAUAUUGGGAUAAAUAUAAUAACAUUUGUAUGUGGGUGACCAUAAGGAAUAACCAUUUAUUAUCUUAUUUGUCUGUCUUUCUAUGUACUGUAUAUGUACAUGCUUUCAUAUUUUACACAUGGGAUGGAAUAAACAUACACACAGGAACACAGAUUGUAUAAUAUGCACAAGCUUAGAAAUUUGAGUCCUAUCUCAAAGUUAAAAAAAAAAUUCUUGCUCAUUGUGAAUCCAGUGAAAAUCCUGUUUAUCUUUUUUAUGUAUAUUUGGGACCAACAGUGAAAAACAGAAAUUAGUCUUGAUAGACCUCUUUAAGUAAUGUAAAAAGUACAAUGAUUAGUCAUGUCACUUGCCACUUGAUAUUCUCAUUGUGAACCAUAGGGAAUUAAGGAAAUAUAUUGUUUAUAAAUAGGGAUCUUUUCACUCUUAUGCAGCAUUGCAUUUCCAUCGAAUGAGUCUAGAGAAUAGAGAAUAGGCAAGGUAUUUUAGGAGAUGUGGAAGACACAUUUAUGAGUUCCCUCACUUUAUUUUUUUUGUGUAGAGAAGGUGUAAAUAAGAAUGGAGAACUUUAUGAAGCAAGAGAUAUAUUUGAAGCAUUUUGAUGAAAUUCUCUUCAAAAAUACAUCUUUUACUUUGUGAAAUUAUAUGUUCUGAUUUAUACUGUUUCUAAUUUAUCUCAAGGAACUUUUUAUUUAUUUUGCAAUAUACUAUGUCUUAAGAUAUACUCCUCUCAUUCAAUUAUUUAUAAAUAUUGAAGGGUUUGGAAGAAUAGUGUUGACAUAUUCUUUUUACUUAUUGGCUCCUUAUAUACGUAAGGAAAUAUAGAAAAAGAUGUUGACCAAAAAGUUAAGUUGAAAAGUAAUUUGACAGUGAAAAUGUGUAUUCAACUAUUUAGAUAUGUUUAUGCUGAUUCAUUGUAUUAGAACAGCCAUGUAGAGUCCAGAUAAUACCAGUUGUGUAGUGUGUAAGGCAAUGAAAGCCAGUAUGAAAUGUGCCAAGUUUUUGUUCUUCAUUUGUAUUAAUGAAUGAUAUAUUGUUUUUGUGAUGAUGCAUUUCUUUAUAUGAGGCAUAUAAAUUAAUUGGUUUAUUCAGUAGUGGUGCUGUGAGAUGCAUUUUUGUGCAUUUUGCCCUUUUGUAGGACAGUUAAACAAAAUUUGUAACACAUUUAGAUACUGAUUGGAUAUGAUUUUAGUUAUGUCUGAAAGGAGAAAAUGUGUGCAUAUUUUUGUAAGGUUUCAUCACAUGUUAUGUGUAGAAAUUUUUAGUAUUUUUUUGUCCCGUUUUUAAUUCACUGGUAUUUUACCUAAGAUAUAUGAGCAUUAGGUAUGUUCCUGUAGUUCAUGUUUUUGCUGAAUUUUCUAUUUUCCACUGUCCAAGCUCUCCUCACAGAUGAGGUUUGGUUGAAUGUUAAGCUUUUAAUUAACUUCUUUGCAUACACUGUCUUCAGAAGAGCUUCCUACCAGUUCUAUAGUUAGCUUAUAAUUGUUGAUGUUUCUUUAGAUGGCUGAAGUGUUGCACUAUUAAGAUUUUUUCCUGGCUGUUUAUUUAUUCCUAAGCCUUUGCUUAUAUAAAUCCCUAGGUGAAGUGGGAUGAGAGAUCUUUUGUAGUCUCUUAAAACUAAUACUAGCGGGGUGAAAGGACAUCCUUGCCUAUCCCAUCUUUUUUUCGAACAAAAUCAUUUUUAUUUGUAAUAAGAAAUAUUGUUAUGCUUUUAUAUAUUUCAUUAUUACAUAUAAUUGGGAGAUACUAGAACCUUGCUAAAUCUCUUUUACUGCCUAUUUGGUGAAGUAUGUGUACACUUCGGUUGUUUCUUGCACCAGCCGAUCUAGUCAUUUGAUCAACCAUUGAUACGAUGGGUUGAGUGCCCGGUUGAUUGCUUGGUGUGAGGAAUCAUUACUGCUCAGCUCUGUUUUAUGCGUCUACUCUGAAUCUGUACCUUAAGGCCCUACACUUGCCAUUACAGAAGGAUGCAUUACCUUGUUUUUUUUAUGUAGCCUUAUGACUGAAUACAUGGUCCAUACAAUGUAAAGGAUUGAAAUACAUGAAAACUUUGCUCUUAAUGUCAAGUUGUCUUACCUCCUUUUUUCAGAAAGCCCUUCAGGGUAUUACAUCAGAAUCAUUGCUUGAUAUUGAUGGUGUUCAGCAGACUUUUAAUGUAUAUAUUUCCUCAAUAACUUAUUUUCCAGUACAAUCAAGGACCUUCAUGGAGAAGCAUCCUGGAAGAGUAGAAAGUAUCACUUAGAAUGUGAGAAAUUCUGCUGAUAUACAUGUGACCAGUGAUACAAGAUACUGAUGAAAAGAAAUUACAAUCAUUGUAUCAUAUUUUCCUAGAUAUAUGUAGUGGCACUUUGUAGGUUGUACAGUGGUUGUAAAUAUCAAAGAUAAAUCUCAACUUUAACAAUUAUGUGUAUGAAUGAAGUGUACAAUUCUAGUAAGAGUGCAGGAUAGCACAUUGUCCAGAAAGAGAAAAAAGAGAGACCAAUGAGGAUAACUGAAUAGUGUAAAAAAUGAUGCUCAAAGUGGUCAGAGACAGUAUUACAUAACAUAAGAAUGCACUGAAACUUACCAAAGAGUUGUUUGUCAGAAGAGCAAGAUGGUGGUGGAAAGUGUUGGUGAUGUAGAUGAACUCUUUAGUAGUAGAAAAUCAACUGCCAUGAAAAGUUGAAGAAAAGGAAAGGUGGACUUUACUCCACAAUGGUAAAUAUAAAGUUUGUGAUGUGUCAAGGACUUUCAGCAGGAGAUGGGUGUUCCAUGGGCCUCAUAAUAAGUAAAAUGUGGCUCUUUGUUUCUACCUGUAAAAGUUGAAUUUACUUGCCUCAUCAUUCUGUGUGUAGCUUACUCACACCAGACAUCACUCCAAGUUGUUUUAUAUGAAGAUUCUUCUCAUAUAACAUCCUCCACUUGAGUAAGUAAUUUCAUUAGUGAAGAAAGGAAAAAAAGAAAUCAGGGCCAAAGAAAAAUAUUUGCUAAAUCUAAAAAGUGAAAAUGGAGGAUGUUAUACAUUUGUGUUUUAUGUGGUAAGUGUGAUAGUUGAAGUCAUAUAUAAUCUCCAUUGUACGUAUAUGUUGCCCCGGCCGUUCUGCAUGUGAGGGAUCUCUGUCACAAGGAAGUAACUUUAGCUCAACAUGAAUCUAAAAAUGAUGUAAACAUAAACAGAUUUAGUUUCAUGUAUGGUACCAUGCACUAAUAUAAAUCUGUAAAAAAAAGAAUAGAAGAAGAGAAUUUCCUGUUCUCUAUUUUUAAACACAUUUUUUGGAAUUACGGUUUUAAAUUAUUGUAUGCUUUCUUGUGGCUUUUUUUCCUCUUUCUUGCUGUAGGCUCUGCACCUCCAGGGUCGUCUGAAGGACUGGCAUUGCUCCAUGUCUUCAUGUCAGCUGUGCAAAAGCAGGAGAUAGUAUGUAAAGCACUGUAUUGUCUAUAAAAAAAAAGAAACAAAAACUCGCACACAACACAUUUUUAUCAGUGUGGUCAGUGAGAAAUGAAAUGGCAGGGUUAGCAUUUGUAUCUAUAUGAUAUCGAGGGAAUCUGCCGACUUGGUAUAUUGUUAGUGAUUGUGGAAUCAGUUUUUAGAGGGAUGAUGUAGGUUAAGUUAUAACAAGAGAUAUUACAAGUAUUAUAGGAUUUUAUUUAUGAGUUUAGAAGAGGAAAGAAAGGGAGUUUCAUAUAAGACUAUAUGUAAAUUGAAGCCAUGUAGCUUACUUAUGAAGCUGGCUUGGUGUCGUCCAAUAGUCUAGAUAUUUUUACAUUAUGAUGUGAUGAAAGUUCUUUUUAAUGGCAUUGAAUAUUUAGAUUAUAAGGAAUAUGUUGACAUUUAGUUCUGCUCUCAAGAUCUUAAAAUCACAGUCCAUUAGUAAUGUUAAAAUUAUUCAGUCAUAGUUUCAUGCUACAGAAAAGUGAAGAAUAGUUAAAAUGGAAAUACUUAAACUUUUCUAAAAUAUUCUGAGAAUAGAAAUAAUCUGAUCUUUUUGAGAAAGAACCAAAGUAUAAAAAACUUUUGGAGGGAUGGAGUUCGGUUAUGGCUGACUGUUCUAAUUUCUCUAAUUCAUUCCUUUUUGUAUUUUUGUAGAUACAAUAAAUCUGGAAGAGCAUUCUAACCCUGCCAUUUCUUCUCAACCAUUUUAAUACAGUAUACAUAUAAGAUAUAUGUAUAUCAAGAUUUUGUAUUAAUCAUGGAUCACUGAUAUCCAGUUGCAUAUUUGGUUGUGUACAAAUAACUGAUAAGACUGUUAAUGUUUUGUUUGGUGUCAGAUUUCAACUAGUCUUUUAUUACAGUACUCAUAGAUGUAGACGACUUUUAACUUGAAUGGGCCAGAGAAGUAUUUUCAUGAUAUCACUGUGGAUCACCUUUCAAGUCCGGAAUUGUUUGUUGCAUGUGCCUCUGAAGUAUUUCCUUGGCCUGAUUAGAAUUGCAUCAUUAUUAUACUGUAAUUAUAUAUAAUGGUGUUUUUUCACAAGGGGAGGGUGAGGAGAAUGUAAUUUUGCAAACAUAUUUUUCAUAUUGUUGUAUGUGCCUUUAGUGAUUUUGAAAGAGAAAAGUCUCUUUUUCCACUAUUGAUGCUGACAACACUAAUGAUAUGUCUGUGAAAUGAAUAACUGAUUUAGGUUUAUCUACAUCAAAGCUUUUCCUGUUUCCUUUGUACAAACAUACGUAUGUUAAUACAUACAUACAUAAUAUGUAUAUAUACACAUGUAUAAACAAACACAACCACAAAAACAAAUAAAUUAGUACACAUACAAACAAAGAAACACGGACAAACUAGCAGACAGACACAGACACAGACACACACACACACACACACACACACACACACACACACACACACACACACACACACACACACACACACACACACACACACACACACUCUCUCUCUCUCUCUCUCUCUCUCUCUCUCUCUCUCUCUCUCUCUCUCUCUCU